Austrofundulus limnaeus is the source of this 1067-nucleotide messenger RNA. RefSeq names its product putative malate dehydrogenase 1B. Gene Ontology annotation, biological process: malate metabolic process. Gene Ontology annotation, molecular function: malate dehydrogenase activity. The record is from RefSeq and is a predicted model, not a curated record. Lineage: Eukaryota; Metazoa; Chordata; Actinopteri; Cyprinodontiformes; Rivulidae.
GUUUUCUAACUUUUCCUGUGUCAUGGCAAAAUUUGUACUCGCUGGAAAAGCAGACUGUCCUAAUUACGCUAAAGCGGAGCUUUUAGCGGACCAACUGCAGUGCUCUCUGCCAGAUUUCCGGGUCCGUAAGAUCCCCAUCCUGCCAGAUAAAUGGAAGGAAUGGCUAGAGUCCACAUGCAAACAGAACGGCUGGAAGCACAAAGACUCUCCUGUAGUUUGGAGAGAGCUUGUGAAUCAAGGGGGCAAAGAGUUGCUCCUGGGGGGUCUUGGUGACUUCUUGAAGCACUGCCAGGACUACUACGGCGUCACGUCACACGUGUCAACAGAUUCUCUGCUGCAAAUCGCAGCAGAGAAUCUGGAAACCCAGACAGCCUCUGAAGAUGAACAGCACCGCCUCAGUCUCAUCCAACCCUUUCACGUGUGGAUCACAGGGUGAGUUAGCCUGCAGCCUUCUGCUGAGGUGUUUCCCAAGGGGACCACAGUUGUCCUCCAUCUAAUGGACCUGGAGGGGAGCGAGGAGGAGAUGCAGGAGCUACGGAUGGAUGUGGAAGACCUGGCUCUCAGCAUGCUCCACCAGGCACGCCUCUCUCCCCAAGUUCUGAAUGUCCUGACGACACAGACCGCCUAAUGAAAACAAAUCCAGGUGACUGUUCACACAGACCUGGAGCAGGCGUUCCAGGCGGCGGACGUCAUCCUCCUGUUGGAUGACUUCAGCGCUCAGACCGAGGAGAGCGACGAGGAGAAGACGCAGAGAGAGAAAGAAACAUCCGAGCGCCACAGGACGUACGGGCGACUCAUCGACGAACGAGUCAGCAAACAGGUGAAGAUGAUCAUGUGCGGCGAGUCGUCCAUCAGCCUGAGGUGUUCUCUGUUGGUGGAAAAGGCACCCACCGUCCACAGCAGCCACUUCGUUGCCGUCGCAACGCAGCUGGAAGAUGAAGCCAGGGCAGUGAUUGUGAGGGAGAUGAACGUGAGGCCAUCAGGUGAAAUUGUCCUCACUUGUGUUUUUGUUGUAUUUCAGUAGAUCCUUCAUAGUCAGAUGGAUUUUUGAUGUUUUCUAAACUGUA